AUGACGCGGGAUAAGAUUCAAAGAAACACGCGUGCCGAGUGGAACUACCUGUUGAAUGGAAUGGAUUGGCCGGACCUCUGCGCCACAGGUGAUCAGCAAUCACCCAUUGCGUUAGAUACUCAAGACUCGCGCAUCUUGAUUACACCUCGGAUUUAUUUUGGAGACUAUGAUGUUCCUUUGAAGGGGCCAAUUUUUAUUAAAAAUAAUGGACAUUCAAUUCAAAUGGACAUACCGGAAACGAUUAAUGGAAUGCAACCCUUUAUUAGAGGCGGUCGUAUGGAGGGUAGUUAUCUGGCCAAGGGUGUACACUUCCAUUGGGGAUCCCCCAAUUCCAAAGGAUCCGAGCAUACAAUUGACAAUCGUCGAUACGACGCCGAAAUGCAUAUUGUCCAUCGAAACGCCAAAUACAAAGAUAUCGUAGAGGCAGUCGAGAAAGAAGAUGGAUUGGCUGUUAUCGGUGUCUUGUUACAAAUUGUUGAGGAUCCCACGGAUAUACCCACGGGUCUAACUAAAGUUAUCAAUGCGGUCGUAAAUAUUCCAAUCGAUGAAUCGAACACGACUAUUCCGGCCGGAUUUACUUUGGAUGAGAUGAUUGGGGAUAUAAAUCACAAUGACUUUAUGACCUACGAUGGAUCUCUGACCACGCCCAAUUGCCACGAGGCUGUUAUAUGGACUGUUUUCACACAAAUUCUGCCCGUAUCUUAUGAAAUGGUAUCGAAACUUUGGGAGUUACGAGAUCAUUGGGAUAAGAAGAUGAUGAACAAUUAUCGGGCUAUCCAAGAAACAAAUUAUCGACCAGUGUAUCAUAGAAUGGGGAAUGCUUGAGUGGGUAUCCCUUGUUUCAUGUAACUUCAAAUAUAUUCGUUUAACACUAAUCCAAAGUUUUAGUAAGAAAUGUAAGAUUGGGCAAGAGUUG
Drosophila takahashii is the source of this 916-nucleotide messenger RNA. The record is from RefSeq and is a predicted model, not a curated record. Lineage: Eukaryota; Metazoa; Arthropoda; Insecta; Diptera; Drosophilidae.